AUGAUCAGAGCCGCUAUCCUCCUUGCUCUUAUAACCUCCGUGUUCGGUAUGUGCAGUAUUGAAAUAAGCUUCAAGUUUUAAUUACUAAAUCGCAUUGUUACAUAAUGUUUGAACUUCACUGCAAGAACUUCGAGCUAUGUUUUAGGAGCUGAGGACUUUGAAACAAUGCCGAAUUCGUCAUUUGUCUAUCUCGAACCGUUUGCACAAAGACCGCAAGUGCGUUUCAGCUCAUAUAAAAUUUUUAGCGAAGGGCCUCCUUGUACAUGCAAUGACAUACUUCUUUCAUUAUAGUCAAUUACAGUAGGGGGUCAGACUGUUGCAGAGGGCUCCCUGUCCAAUCCUUGUGAGGUUGGAAUCUCGUGUUGGCAACCGUUAACUGGUAUGUCCCUGCUAAUGCAGGCAUUGGAGUUUUCUAAAUACUGAUGGGACUUGUCAAAGUCUAAGUCGGACAUGCGAUUUCUCGUUGUGUCAGUUCUUUGCGCAAAACACACAGCACGUUGGGCUAAAUAUUUAUCAGAGUACUGUUCUUCUCAUUUAGACAAACAGUUUUCAUAUCUUUCGGUCGGACCAGAGAAUGGGACAGGCAUAAUUAUUUUAAUUCCAGCCGCCGGAAGUAGACUACCCACUGCAGUCAUUGUGAGGCAUAUUGGUGAAAAUUUGCAGGGUAUGAUUUAAUUAUUUAUAAUUUGCUUAUUUAAAUACUAAGAAUGGUGCUGUCAUAUUAAUUAUGCGGGUUUUCAACAAUAUUACCAUUUAAACAGUAAAAAAUAAUAUUAAGUAAUGUUUGAUACCGUGAAAGCGUUGCAUUUUUGUGACACGUAUGUUGCCCUGUAAGCUGAUGCACAGCCAUUGGAUUCACAAACGGUGGCCAACCACAAUAUCUGCAUAGGCAAUAGUAAACUGACAACAAGACAUAAGCCAGCAAUUGCCCUUUCCGCCCUGCAAGGUUUCAGUGCGUGAAGUAGAUUACCUGUCUCAUGCAAUAACUACCGACGAUUUGAAAUGCGUUUUCAUUUUAAAAAGUACAUAAGCAGUGUUGUCACAUUAAUUAUCCUGCCGCACAUACCGUAGUCAUUCCACUCACGCCAGAAUAUCGGCUUCCGAUAGAAUUUUUUAAUUACAGUCUGCAUAAGGUGCAUUCUGUUAAAAAUGCUAAUGCGAGAAGCCUGCACUAUUUUCUCAGAUUUUUCAUGCUGUCAUAAAGCAACAUAUACUUCGCAGUAUGCGUGCAUAAAAGUAUCAUUCUUUCACUCAAUUGAGAAAGUACGUGUUCUCCUAAUUUUGUGCAAAAAAGAGUAUCUUUUGGUUUUUAAGAACUACUGUUCACCGAAUAAUUUUGAACCCGACUUGUCUAUUUCAUUUGCAUUCUGAGUUUCGAAAGUGCAGGCUGUAUAGUUUCCGCUUGAGGAAAAUUUUAUAUUUCUAGAUAUUGUCAAGACGAAUUCAUAUAGAGUGCACAUAGUUGGCUGUCAAUGACGACUAUGUUGUCCUUGGUUUUACGAUGUUGUGUGAUAUUGAAUUUCACGAUGAUAAUAAAUCUAAUAUUUCUAAACUUUUCUAAACUUUUCUAAAGCCGGAAUACGCAGUUUUUUAAGUUGAGAAUGUUGAGGAGACAGUGUUUUCUAAUAAAUUGGCAGAAGAGAAAAUGUUUUGUGCAUGCCUUCUACAAAAGUAUAUUUAAACUUACAAAGGCAUCAACUUUUUGACAGAAGCAUUAUGCCACAUAUGUAGUAAUUUUUGUGGAAUGUAGUUUAUGCAGACUGUCCAUAAGAGGCUCUGUCAACAAGCGCUAUCCACACUUGACAGUAAUAUGCUAAAAAUAUGUGGCACAGGAAUUAAUUUGACAAGUCCACUUGAGGAAUCUUCUCAAACUGGGGACGACUUUCAGAUUUUCAAUUUAUAUAUGAUGAGAUGGCACAGCCGUUGUAGAUCAAAUUCCAAGGAACACAAACAUUCUUUCAAUAACUUAGGCCAACCUACUGGCAUUCCAUCUAAAUCGAAACUACGGAGUAAAUUUCAAGUUUAAUAAUUUUAAUUGAAACUAAAAUCCAUCAAAACUACUAUCUAUGCAGUUCCGCCCAUGCCAGUCGUCGCUGGAAGGAUCAUAAACCUUGACAUAAACACCACAGCGGAACGUGGGAUAAUUCUUCUGUAUAACGAGGACGUAAAGGUUUGUAAAGACUUUUUUAAGCAUAUAAUUGCGGUAUUGACAGUGGCUCGCUAUAUAUUUACAAUCUUUAUUUUGCAUAUCUCGUGGUUUUACAGGACACUAUUGUUGGAGGACAUAUUCACAAAUCUAACGACGUAGGACCGCCAGACGGCAAACACUUGUUGCAUAUACCUUACCGUAAGUGGAACUUGAAACCAUACGAAAUUAUAUGCAACAAAAAGACGUCAUUUUUCGUAUAAGUGUUUCACAUUGCAAGGAUCCACAAGAAUUGUGCUUUCCGGCUAUUCGGUGUAUAAAAUAGUGCGCGUUCUACUUCGGGCAAUUGUAGUCACAGAGGACGGCAACUAACCGAAUAUUUUGAGAGCAACAUGCAACAGAAGCGUAUAAUAAUCUUCAGGAAUUAAGAGUGGAAAACGGCAACUAGGUAACAAAUAGGCAUUCCAUUAGCCUAUGCAUAGAAAAGCUACCGGUGCCAAACUCCUGAGUAAAUUGUAAAUUACUCAUGCUGAUGUCUGUCUCCAUGGUUCCAAAUAAAACAAAUGAGGGAGAAGCUUAUUUGUAAUUGCAGAUCGCUUCAUACAACUUGCAGCGUUAGACUCAUAAUUAAAAUCCAUUUUAACAAUGAUAAUAUGCCAAAUGUUUUGCACACUGGCAGUUGAGGAAGCAACGAAAGGACGCACCUUUGUCCUGCUGACGGGACACCUGGACAAUACAACUUUGGAAUACACACUCAAACUUAACGCAAGUACCUCUGACCUGGUUAGGGUGGUGCCAGUUGAAGGGCGGUCUACUCCAAGGGUGUUCCGUGUCUCCCUUAGCGGGGAGUCGUCUCUCCACUUCUGUAGAGUCCUAAUAUUCACCUACUUAGUCAUCUCGUUUUUCUCCAUCGUUUGAAAGACAUUUUUUUGAAGAAAAGCAAUAAAAGUCUUAUGGUCUUCGUUUGUUCUCAGGAAAAGCUAACCGCAGGGUAUGGCCUGAGUUCAUUACUAAUAUGUGCACUCCUUCUUAUCCAGACUGUUUGACAGUAUGGACGUAGGCAUUUCGAUGUGGAUGUUGCAGGCGUUUUGGCUGGAUAGUAGACGCAGUUUCCGUCAUAUAUUGAAAAGUUGAAGUUCUUUCCUAAAGUUAACCUCGGAGAAGGAUGAAAGAAAUUAGAAGCUUUUAGGCGAAUACAACAGAAAUGUCACAUUCAGGAAGAAAAAGUCGCGAGAGUUUUAUCAACUGAGAAAAAGCAGAUACAGGGUAGAUCGCAAUUGUGGUCGACUAGGGCUCACAUUUCGGGGGUCCAGGUAGCGUCUAAGUUGGUAGUGCACUCAGACCGCAGCAAUAAUCAUGAACAGGCGUUGUUUUAGAGGGUCGACGAGGAAAUACACCAGUAGAAGAAGUGGUUUGUUACUUACAGUAGCCCAAUACUGACCACAGACCCAGGCCGUAGCCAGACACUGAUUUUGCCCAUGUGGCUGGUACGUGGUUGUGGAUGUCUGUAAUUGGCUGGUGCAGAGGAUGCAUACUCGCGCGUUUUGUGAUAACAUGAUUCCCGGCUCGGUGUGGUUGUAAGAGUUGAAAGGCUUGUGGCACUACAUUCACCGAGCGACACUGAAGAACAAACCCGCAUGUUUGUCAAGUCGACUGAGAACUCUGGAGACCGAAGCGGAUUCAUAAACUGUUCGAUGGAUGUAUCCGUAGCUACAGGGCGUGACCGAUCUCAUGAAAUGUUGGCUGGAAUUUUGGAAUGCGUUUCCGAUUAGGAAGGAUUACUUGGGUCAGAUUACAAUACUGAUCAGUAAUGCGGCAUAAUUCUACAGAUCUUCGGACUUGCCUGAAAGUCGGAUUUCGAAUACAUUUUUGCCUGACCUACUGCAAAAUGCACAGUGGACUAAAAAUAAAUACUUAAUUAGCAUGUAUUUUUUCCAUUGAUUUUUGAUGUUUCUAUAAAUUCAAAUAUAUUUUACAGAAAACAUGCAAAAAGAUAUGCUUUUUUAUUUGUUUGGAAGAUAAUUACAUUGCCUUCUUAUUUUAUACUCGAAGGAAGUGUGUAUUUAAGUUUUAAGUAUGCCAAUAUUAUUGUCCGCUUCUGUUCUUAACUCCGUCUCCAAUUGCGUCUGUGCGGAAAGGCAGAGCACAGAGUAUAGCCUGCGUUAAUUACUAAUAUAUGCGUCCCCCCUUGCCUAAACGGUUCCACUGUAUAAAUAUAAGCGUUCUGCCGAGGGUGGUGAAGUAACAAUGGCUGGAUAUCCGAUGUUACUUUUUUCACACAUUGACGAGUUUCAGUCGUUUCCUAGAUGAAAGUGGUGGGAAACCAUUAGGGCAAUAAAACAGAAAUGUCAUAUUUAAGAGAUAAAAAUAGUUGCAAGGGUUCACUCAAGGAUCUAAAACAAAUGCAAACUUAUCCCUAAUUGUAGCCGACUAGGUCUCACGGUUUGAGAAUCCACGUAGUGUCCAAGUAGUCAGUGUACUCAAUGGCCACAUUAGUCGUGAAAGAGUUUUGUUUAGAGGGUGGAAAGGGAAGGGCACUAGUGGAAGAAGUGCUGUAUUCUCUACAGAUGCACAAUAUUGGUCACAGAUCCGGCCCGCCUCGGGCACCGGGUAUACUAGCGUGGCUAUACGUCGGGAUGACGUCGGCGUGAGUGAAUAAACAUGAUGCGCGAGCAAGUCAGCCUCAGCUUAGUCAGUUGAUCGUGCGCGUCAGUGAUUGGUUGACCCCGAGACCGGAUACGCGCCUGUUUCGUGAUCACAUGAUUCCCAGCUCAGUGUGCUUUAGAGAGACAGAAGACUAAAGGCGCUACAUCCGCUGACCGACCCUGACAAACAAAGUCCCACGUUUGGCAAGUCGACGGAGAACCCUGGAAACCGAAGCGGAUUCACAAACAGCUUAAGGAUAUCCGUAGCUAAGUGACGCCAAAAUAGACUCGCGGUCGCAAAGUUCCCUUCAUACACAAGCAACACUUGUGAAAUGUCAUGAGAAUGCGUUGGAAAGUGUGUAGCACACUAAACGUACCAUAGCUGAGCCAAAUCAUGAAAUGCCAUGAAGUUACACAAGAAAAUCCCUAUAACGCGGAAUACGCCUAACCUGCGUUCCUCAAAAUGCUACGGCUGUAAAAAAAAGACUUUUCUUAAAAAGAGGACAUAGUUGGGGUUAUCGGUUAAUAUAUACUAACGUAAAAAUAAUUAAUUUUCACUGAAGAAGUAAAAUUGCAGAAAAUCGCCAUAUUACAAGUCGCUUAGAUGGGGCUAAUUUUAAGAGUGCGCAAUGAAGGGGGAAGCAGAAAAUGGCAAAAAUUAGUGAAAAUAAAUGACACCAACUAUUCGAAUUGUUCUCACUUUCUGCAAUCCUUAUGUUGAAAGGAUAUCAUUUUCUCGAUUUUUGCACUGUCAACACAUUUCAGUUUACUUCCAUAGCAUUUAAACACUAAGUAUAAUGAUGAUUUAUCGGGAGCAAACCAAAGCUCUCUGAAAACACCUCUGAAUACUCCAUGCGACAUUGUGAAGUAAUCCAAUUAUCUGUGUUGUGUAACCCCGGAGAUAAACCUUGGCAAAUUUUCGUUCGAUUGCUUACAACGCAUGAUCAGAUUUUUUGUUCGAAGGGUUUGGCACUCGCAAGCAAUCCAAAGGAAAUUUCUCGCGGAUUACCUUUAUUUCUCCAAAAUAUGGCGAAACCUCCAGCAUAGCGUUUAGUAGCAGCCAAAGCUGAGUGUAAGCGGGCUGAUACAACCCAUUGAUUUCGUUAACACGUCAAACGACAGUUAAGUCAUGCUAGUGACAUGCUAGCAUGGGUGAAAGGAGUUAAGACUGUUUUCAUAGGUUUCCUCCUUUCUUCUGACCCUAGAUGAUAAUUAAAGAGAAAAUCAAACCGUAAAACUGGCCAGGGAACCAAAGUGUGAUUACCGGCAAAAUAACUGAAAAGGUGUAUUCCUACGGUCUACGGCCUAUCAGCUUAUCUUUAAUCAAUUCCGGCUACUGCCAAUGCGCUUACUGCAAAAACAAGUGUAUUGUGUUUACUCCCAUACAACUAAAAAUAAGUCGUGUGCUAAUCGCUAUAUAGCAUUUAUUCCCGAAUUCACAACGUAGCUCAAAUUCUAGUUUUUGACAUCUAUGCAAAACCAUCAGUAAACUUCAAAUUAGUUAUACGUUUCUUAAACUUAUUUGAAAGACAUUAAGUUAAGGGAAUAAGAAUAUCCUUCCUGAACUUCCAAUGUGAAUACGAAGAAUUAUAAUAAUCAGGUGUUAAGGCAGUAAUUAUGGAAACCCCAUAGACAUCAGUAUUUUUAAGCCCAGCGAAUAAGGCAUGUAUUUGGCGCGAUGCGCUCCGAUAGGACCGGCGAUGGGAAACCUUCGUUCUUCGGGAGGACUCUACGUAUUCGCAGUUCCGGUUUCUGUACAGGUGUCUCGACAAUAAUGUGUUACCGAAAUGUGUUUCAUACAAGCCACCGGUUAACACGGAUUUGGCGAGACGAGCAGUAUUUCAGCACGGCAGAAGGAUGAUCCGAGUGCUCCUCCAAGAUUGCCACGCGAGACUUCGUAAGUACCGUCAAAGGAUUGACCAAGAAAAGACCAGAUGUUGUGAGUUCAUGGGCUAGAUCGGUACAAAUCUGCUCCUGCAGAGGGUGACUGAAUAAUCCCGCGAAUAGAGAAUAAUACGCGACGCAGCACUGGAGAACAAAUUCCGAAAGCUGCCCAAUCCAACUUCUCCCAUAAAGGACAAACUGGUGCACAAUCUGUCGUCAAAGGAGCUAACGAAGGAUCAGAUGCAGGUUUUAAGGCACGAAGCUUCCUUCAACACGACUGACGCCAAACCUGUCAACAUGAUUGCAGCAGUGGGAGUAAUCCUUUAUCAGACGGAGGCAACGGAGGAGACUAAAAGCCUCAUGCGACACCAAGUGUCGUCUCUCCUGAUGGCCCACAGGCCGCGUGAAGUGCUUUACAAGGUCGAACGUGAUGCGCUAAGAGAACUCAAGGCCGGCAAGGACCUGGUCAUCGUGCCAGCGGACAAGGGGCGCUCCACGGUUGUACUGGACAGGACAAACUACCUUCAAAAAGUCAAAGGUUUUCUGGAGGACCGACAGUUCUAUGUUCCAUGUGCAGGGAACCCUUUUAAAGCGCUGACACCCGAAAUUAGUGCUACGUUAUUGGUAUUGGAUAACUCAGGGACAAUAACAACGACCGACAGGCGCGUGGCGAGACCCCACGAUACGACUUUGGCCCGAUUCUAUGGCCUCCCUAAGGUGCACAAAGACGGCGCUCCCCUCCGGCCCAUCGUGUCGCUCAAAGGGACUCCAACGUACGGACUGGUUAAGUGGCUGUUCCGGCGGCUCAAGUUCCUGACAGCUGAGUCAGACACCACGGUCUCAUCGUCAACACAGUUCCUGGAGAAACUCAAAUGGGUAAGCCUCCAUCCAAAUGAGGUCAUGGUAUCUUUUGAUGUUACAUCCACUCUUUACUUAUUUUCACCAGGACCUAACGAUCGAGACAAUCGAGCUGUCUCUACAAAGCAAAUAAGAUGAAACGGAGAAUCGUCUUGGACACGCCCAAAUCCUUCACCUCCUGAAGCUCUGUCUCAGGACGUACUUCACGUUCGACGGGACAAUCUACGAACUGCUGAAGGGCACACCGAUGGGUUCGCCGAUUUUGAGAUUCAUCGCCGAGGCGGUCCUGCAACGGUUAGAGUCGCUGAUCUUCCAACACCACAGACCCAAGUUCUGGGCCCGAUAUGUGGAUGAUAACUUCGUCGUCUUCGAACGGAAUCAGGUGUUGACAUUCCAAGAACAUCUCAACGCCGUCUUCCCGGACAUUCAGUUCACGAUGAAAGAGAAAGAGGACAACCAGCUGGCCUUCCUGCAUGUCCUCGUAUGCCGCAAAGAUUGUGGUAAACUAAAGACCAAAACGUUUAGGAAAGCGACAACUACGAUGCAAGUACUGAACUUCAACAAUAACCACCCAAUCAGCCACAAUCGCAGUUAUGUAAGGACGGUUUGUCAGCGUGUCGAAACGCACUGCAGUGAGCCGGAACACAAGAUUGCCGAACUACAAUACUUCCGACGCGUAUCCAAAGCCAAUGGCUACCUGCGCAACUUUGUCAACCGGUGAUCACGCUUGAGUGACGAAAGGCCUAACCACACGGACACCAAAUCUUGUCGGAUGCUUCCGUAUGUCAAGAAUUCCUCAGUAGCUGUCGGCCGCCUUGCACCACUUGGGGUUGAAGUUGCACACAGACCGGAGGCAACCAUCAGGUGUCUGUUAAUGAAACCGAAAGACCCGCUGCCACGGCUAGAAACGUCUGGAGUCGUUUAUCGGAUCAAGCGCAGUUGCGGACAACGCAACUACGUCGGAGAAACCGAGAGACAGCUCCGAUCGAGAAUGGCCGAACACGCUGCAGCGGUGCGGAGAAGUGACGCCAACUCUCACGUUGCGGCUCAUUUGACGAGAUUCGGCCACACAUUCAAAUUCGACAAUGCCGAAAUUCCCGCAAGAGGUGAUAACCGCGUGAGUCGCGACACUUUUAGGAAGUUUUAAGAUCGUGAAAUGCCUGCACAUCAACCAUUGUGCUUCCGGAUUUACUGAUGUUGCCUGUAAAGCCUAGAAUGCGACUAAAAUCCACUGCUGACUUUUCUGAGUCCCAUUUGGUCUCCUUUUAAUGGCAUAUUGAAGAGUAUGAUUUUCUAUAUAUCUUAUAGUUCGGAAGCAGUAAAGGCAGGCGUUACGGGACUUCGGGCACAAAUUUUUUCAGGACCGAAUUAUACCCUCGUUUCAAGUAUAGAAUUUGAAAAAAUACGUAUUUGUCCACCAACUGAUUGACGAAAUGAAUAUUGCUAUAUCUGUUUUCUGCGAAGUAGGAUAACAUCUAUAUGAGCAAGCCCAGAGGCUGUUUUGGUUCAUAUCUAAGAAACAACAACGCCGGUCGAUUGUCAGAUCUUCAGGCUAUUGCUUCGUAUUCAUAGCCAGACAUACCACCUGUCCUCAGUGUUAAGUUAUGUAAGCAUGCAGUUAGAAUUGUGAUCUGAGUAAUGUUAGCCUUAUUGAUGAUGAUGAUGAUGAUGAUGAUGAUGAUGAUGAUGAUGAUGAUGAUGAUGAUGAUGAUGAUGAUGAUGAUGAUGAUGAUGAUGAUGAUGAUGAUGAUGAUGAUGAUGAUGAUGAUGAUGAUGAUGAUGAUGAUGAUGAUACAAAUGAUAUCACUGUAACAGGAAGUUUGUCGGCCUGA
Messenger RNA from Spirometra erinaceieuropaei, 9365 nucleotides. Lineage: Eukaryota; Metazoa; Platyhelminthes; Cestoda; Diphyllobothriidea; Diphyllobothriidae. The record is from the annotation of a GenBank genome assembly.